Molecule: messenger RNA, 528 nt
Organism: Juglans regia (Persian walnut)
Lineage: Eukaryota; Viridiplantae; Streptophyta; Magnoliopsida; Fagales; Juglandaceae
Exons: 2
Coding region: 1-528 (175 amino acids)
Source: RefSeq, a predicted model, not a curated record
AUGGGACGUCCCACCUUGAACCACUUGAGGGCGGUGACUUCCACCUACCACCUUCAGAUGAAAUUCCCCAUCGACUUGGGAGUGAGGGAGGUACGUGGUGAGCAGGUUCUAGCUCGGGAGUGCUACGCUCGAGAACUGAAGCAUGAAGUCAAGGUAGUCGCGACAGUUGAAAAAGUCAGAGAUGCACCCGGUCUGGCUUUGCCACCCGCCCUGGCCGAAUGGGAUGAAGAGAUCCGUGAUGAGCAAGCCUUUCAGCAAGCCGAACCCAACGAACCCUUGGAGCUAGUUUUAGUCGACCAACAGAGAUCGGAACUGACAAUACAGGUCGGGACCAAGCUAGACCUAGAGUUGAGGCAAGUCUUGGUGAAGAAGGGCAAUGGGAAGUGGCAGAUGUGCGUUGACUUCAUUGACUUGAACAAAGCUUACCCAAAGGACAACUUCCCAUUGUCACGUAUCAUCCUAAUUGUGGAUUCAACAGCAGGACAUCCUCUCCUCAAUUUCAGAGAUGCCUAUUCAGGGUACAACUAG